Fusarium oxysporum Fo47 is the source of this 3963-nucleotide messenger RNA. RefSeq names its product NACHT domain-containing protein. The record is from RefSeq and is a predicted model, not a curated record. The coding region runs from base 1 to 3963 and encodes 1320 amino acids. The transcript has a single exon. Lineage: Eukaryota; Fungi; Ascomycota; Sordariomycetes; Hypocreales; Nectriaceae.
AUGUACUCAACAAUCGUCGCGCCGGGCCCAGACCCUCUUCCCCAUAACCUUUCCUUAGAAGAACUUCGUCAAUAUGCCAAAUCAUCAGAAGAAUCGCCGGAGACUCGAAGACUCGCAGCUGCCCGAUUGGAGGACAAGCUUGCUUUUCUCAAGGCGGCCGAUGACUGGCUUCUUCAGCAUUGUUACGUCAAAGAGAACCUCGAAAUAGAGCGACUGUCAGGGGAGCGACUACCUCUUGAACAAUGCUACAUUAAUCUCAUGAUUAUACCUCACGCCAGGAACCAGACUUCUCGACUUUCAAAUCUUACACCCAACAACAAAAUCGCAAAUCUGUCUUUGUUUCGGCGGUUAAAUGUCCAGGGCUCUGACGGCGGCGUCAAAGUCAGAUUCCACGACAUUUUUAACACCGCCCGGUCUCACGGCGCGGCAUCAAAACACUCGACACGAAUCCUCAUUCGUGGUCAAGCAGGUGUAGGAAAGACGACUUUCUGCAAGAAAGCUGUUCACGAUUUUGUGCAGAACCAGGUCUGGAAGCAACAUUUUGAUCGCAUUCUCUGGGUCCGACUGCGGAACUUGCUGUCGCGCAACGGAUACAACCUUGAGGAGCUCUUUUGCCACGAGUUCUUCUCACAACAUCCAAAAUGCAGCGACCUUGCCGGAGCAUUACGGGAUGCAUGCACUGAUCCCGGUGGAGGUAGAACACUAUUCCUGCUCGACGGUCUGGAUGAGAUCUGGCAUUUGUUGCAGCCCGGCGACGACUUAGCACGAUUUGUCAUAUGCCUCCUAAAUCAACCCAAUGUGUUGGCACUAUCGCGUCCCUCUGUUCCAGUCCGAUCGAGCAUACAACCGUUUGACCUGGAAAUCGAAAUGAUUGGCUUUGGGACGGAUCAGGUUUACGAAUACGUCAAGCACAUGGAACCCGAAAGACAUAAAGACAUUCAGUCAUUCCUCUCGUCUCGCCCGCUCAUCGAAGACCUCGUCCGUAUCCCCAUUCAGCUCGAUGCCCUUUGCUAUGGCUGGGACCAAGUUCACAACCAGGGUCCUGAAACUAUGACGGACCUCUACCAGUCAAUUGAAAAAGGUCUAUGGAGAAAGGAUAUCGUACGUUUAGGAAAGUCAAAGACUGGGUCAGCUGUGACUGAGGGCGACAAAGUAUCUGACCCUGAUGUUGAAGAGCUGAUCGAAAACGAAAAAAGAUUAAUUGAACAACUUGCAUUCACUGGAUUGUGUAAUAACAUUGUCGAGUUCCAAGACAAACACGUCAAUAUUAUUUGCCGAUACAUCAGCAUACACUCCACCUUGGUCGAUAAGACCUUACCGAAGCUUUCCUUUCUACGGACAUCAGACUCAUCAGUCGGAAAACCGAGUCGUACCUAUCACUUUCUGCAUCUGACUCUACAAGAAUACUUCGCCGCCCGGUACUUUGUGCGCAUUUGGCUGCAGAACAACAAGGCGGAUCUUGUUUGCAUCAACUUCGACCAAAAUGAGAAAUUGCAUGCAAGCACCUCAUCUCAUACAGCCAUGAAACCGAAGGACUUCUUUGCUCAAAAAAAAUACUCAUCUCGCUAUAACAUCAUGUGGCGUUUUGCUACGGGACUAUUGCAUUCAGGGAGGAAUGGCUCCGAUGAACUGGCGUUGCACUUUCUCCAGGCCAUGGACACUAAGCCACUCGAUCUAAUAGGCGUAGCUCAUCAGAGACUGACAAUGCACUGCCUCGCGGAACUGCGUUCUUCAAUAUCAUCUGAAAGACUCAAAAGCCAUAGAAGCCGACUUGAGGCUCAUUUAGUGAGAUGGGUUACUUUCCAAGCUCAAAGCAGGAAGCUCAAAGAGGGUACAUUAGCCGACGAACCCGAGUUCCCCAACAAGACACAUUUAAUGAUGUUACAAAAUGAGGACCCUGUCACCUUCCGGACCGCAUUAAUGGCUUAUAAGAAGAGGAUGCGCUCCGGGUCCCGGGUUCCGCUCGAAUUUGUGCAUGUCUUGACAUGUCGGCUCAGAAAGGCUGACUUUGAGAAGACACAAAAGUAUGGCGGACCCUUACUUGAGAAUGAUGUCUCUAUGAUAAUAAAAUCUCUUGGUCCGCCAGAAUACUGGACAGAAAGUGUAAAACUUGCAUUAAGUCUGAGUCUUGAAAAUCGGAACCCUUGGGUCGCAUCUGGUAUUCUUUCUGCUCUGAACGACUAUCCAGAGAUCAUAGCGUCUUACAUCGAAGCUAUCUCUACCAUUCUGGACUCUGACGAUGCUAGUCUAAGAUGGCGGACCAUGGUAAGGUUGAGCGGACAGAAGAACCUUCCUCAAUCGACUCUUGACCGCAUGGCAAAGUUUCUUUGCAGACCAGACGAGACACGUCUCGCAAGAGAAAGAGUGCUUGAGAUCCUGACGGCUGAGUCUUACUGGACCAAAUAUCUGACUCUGAAGGCAAAAGAGGAUGAAGGUGGUGAGAAACUAGGGGACGACUCAGUGGAUCUUGUGAAGACUGGCUUUAAGCUCAUCGAAUACGGAAACCUAGAGAAUGCGGCUAUUGCAACCUUGGCACUUGGUUACCAAGACCAGCAACUACCGAGAAAGGCUAUCAACAAGGUCUUGACGAACCUUUUACGAAAUGAUGUAGUUAUUAGACUGGCUUCUUUGGAUGCAUUAGCUCGUCAGACAAAUCUUGGGAUUGAAGAUCUAAGAGCCGUUUCUGAUCGUUUGGAUAAUCCGAACCGUGCGGUACAGCUUGCUGCCGUCAAAGCCCUUGAGGGGCGAAGUGAGCUAUCACGCAUGGAUGAUACGCUAUGCUCCCUUGUCAAGUUUUUGAGGGUCGGGUCUUUGGAUAUCGACUCAGAAAUACGACUGAUAGUGGAGAGAAUUUUGCGAUACCAAGAGUUCCUACCCGUGAGAGUGAUGGAACUUAUGAUCUGCUGUUUCAACGAUGAGACUACUACACAAACAGGGCGCCAAAAGCCCUUAUUUAUCCCCGGAGGGUUCUCAGAUGUUAUGCCGCCAUUCCCAGAAGCGGCACUCAAUAAAGCCAUCUUGUAUCUUCGAUCUGAUCAUCGGAAGAUCCGGCGGGGGGCGCUAUUGUUGUUCGACGGUCAAUUAAAACUUCCUGAGACCGUGUUAAGAGCAAUUAUUGAGUGUCUGGUGGACGAUUACGAGCCCAUACGUCGGCAAGCGAUGAAAACCUUGGAGAGUCACCGAUCGGAUUUAAAUGAGCGACUUUACUCGGCUAUAGACUACCAUCUGGAUGUCGAAGAUGGAACGAAGAGAGACUUGGUGUUCCAUACCGCUUACAGAACAGCCGGUUGUGCGGAAGCUGUACUGCGAACCAUUGAAAAAGCUCUACUUGAUAAAGAUAAUCUGAUACGACUCAAUGCUCUUACAUAUUGGAUCCAGCACCCAGACAUUCCCGGCAGACUUCAUGAGGCUGUGGCAGCCUGCUGUGAGGCCCUAACACACAAACACCCCAAAGGAAGGCAUGACAUGAUUAAGAUGCUUUCUCGUGAGGCCAGGAGAUUCUUCCCUGACACGAGGAUCCUUUAUGCUCUUGCGGAAUUUCUUAACGAUGACGACGUGGAUAUCCGGCGAGAUACAGUCAGUUAUCUUUCGCGGCAUCCGAACGUACCUCCCAGAAUAACUGCCCGGAUAGCCUCGAAGAUUUCAGAAUUUCCGGAUGAUAUUUUCCAAUACACAUCAUCAAUGACCAUUCUUCUACAACAUAACGAUGCUUAUGGAGCGACGUUAGCUAGAGCUAAAGUGGAUGAACAGCUCAAAUUUCUUCUCGAGAGGUCAGAUACGAUGCAUAUUGCGUGGUAUAUGAGGAAUGGGCAGAGCCUGAUUGAAACGGGUAGUGGUGUGAUGUAUAAAGAGUUGGAGAAUCCCAGGGCUUUUGCGAAUGCGAUUGAGAAGGCUAGGAAGAAGGCGGAGAUGCCUGAUGUUGUGGCAAGGGUGCCGUGGCAGUGGAUGGGAUUUGAGUGGUGA